Molecule: messenger RNA, 771 nt
Organism: Anoplopoma fimbria (sablefish)
Lineage: Eukaryota; Metazoa; Chordata; Actinopteri; Perciformes; Anoplopomatidae
Gene: olig4
Product: oligodendrocyte transcription factor 4
Exons: 1
Coding region: 1-771 (256 amino acids)
Molecular function (GO): protein dimerization activity
Source: RefSeq, a predicted model, not a curated record
AUGGAUUCCGACUCUGGCUCCGUUUGCAGCCGCUCCUCGUCCCCAGACCUGGUGGUGGACGACUGCGCCGGGAGCUUCUUCUCCAACAACAUGUUCCAGACGUACUGCCAAGAAAACAGAGAAGACGAAGAGGCCGGCCAGGGCAGGACGGAGCGCUGCAGCGGGGGCGGUAAGACCAAGUCCAGGUCUGAGCCCGACAAGAUCGAGGGACAGGACCUGAGACUGAAAGUCAACAGUCGGGAGAGGAAAAGGAUGCACGAUCUGAACCAGGCGAUGGACAGCCUGAGAGAGGUCAUGCCCUACGCUCAGGGCCCGUCCGUCCGCAAGCUGUCCAAAAUCUCCACCUUGAUGUUGGCUCGCAACUACAUCCUCAUGCUGUCCGGCUCCUUGGACGAGAUGAAGAAGUUGGUGGGGGAUGUUUAUGGAGGCGCUGCUGCCAUCCAGAGCCGCACCGCUGCCCACCCCACUAUCGCCCCUGCAGCCCCUACCGCCCACCUCCCUCUGCAUCCUCUGGCCCAGUCUCUGCACUCGCUGAUGGCCAGCGCGCCCUCAGCCCUCCAGCAUCACUCAGCUUCUCCAGCUGCAGCCCCAGCCCUGCACUCCCCUCCAUCCGCCAGCUUCCUGGGGUUCCACGCUUCGGUCCAGGGCCUCCUGAAGGACCCGCUCCACCUGGCCGGCACCUACAGGCACUUCCCCGGCAUGCCCUGUCCCUGCUCGCUCUGCCAGCCUUUACCAACCUCCACAUUACACAGCCUGUCUAUGAUCAAGUGA